AAAGAGCUAAAAAAGUGGGAUGAGUUUGAAGAUAUGUUGGAGGAGAGGAGGCAUGCCAGUGACUUGAAGUUUGCCAUGAAAUGCUACACCCCCACUGUGUAUAAGGGAAUCAUUCCCUGCAGGCCAAGUGACAUCAAGGACAGUGUUCUCAACUCUGAGGAGCUUCAUUACGUCAUUAAACAGCUUUCCAAGGAGUCCCCCAAGUCUGCUGAUGACCUCAGGGAGGAAGCUAGUGAAAUCUUGGAAGAAAUGAGUCACAAGCUGCGUGUGGGAGCCAUUCGAUUUUGUGCCUUCAUCUUGAGCAAAGUUUUCAAACAAAUUUUCUCAAAGGUGUGUGUGAAUGAGGAAGGCAUUCAGAAGCUACAACGAGCUAUCCAAGAAUACCCUGUGGUCCUGCUGCCCAGUCAUCGGAGUUACAUUGACUUUCUGAUGCUGUCAUUUAUUUUGUACAACUAUGACUUACCUGUGCCAGUUAUAGCAGCAGGAAUGGACUUUCUGGGAAUGAAAAUGGUCGGUGAGCUGCUCAGGAUGUCUGGAGCCUUUUUCAUGCGGCGCACCUUUGGCAACAAUAAACUGUACUGGGCCGUGUUCUCUGAAUACGUAAAGACGAUGUUGCGGAAUGGUUAUGCUCCUGUUGAAUUUUUCCUCGAAGGGACAAGGAGCCGCUCCACCAAGACUUUGACACCUAAACUUGGUCUCCUGAAUAUUGUGAUGGAACCAUUUUUUAAAAGAGAAGUUUUUGAUACCUACCUUGUCCCAAUUAGCAUCAGUUAUGACAGGAUACUGGAAGAAACUCUUUAUGCCUCUGAGGUCCUAGGAAUUCCUAAGCCAAAAGAAUCUACCAAGGGAUUGUUGAAAGCUGGAAAGAUUCUCUCUGAGAACUUUGGCAACAUCCACGUGUACUUUGGAGACCCUGUGUCACUCCGAUCUCUAGCAGCUGGGAGGAUGAGGCAGAGCCCAUAUAACUUGGUUCCAAGAUACAUCCCUCAGAAACAGUCGGAGGACAUGCAUGCCUUUGUCACCGAAGUUGCCUAUAGGAUGCAGCUUGUGCAAAUUGAAAACCUGGUCCUGAGCCCGUGGGUCCUGAUAGCUGCUGUUCUGCUUCAGAACCGACCGUCCAUGGACUUCAGUGCCCUGGUGGAGAAGACUAUCUGGCUGAAGGGCCUGACGCAGACAUUUGGAGGGUUCCUCGUUUGGCCUGAUAAUGAAACUCCUGAGCAAACUGUCCAGUCCAGCAUCCUCUUGCACUCCAACCUUGCCAGCCUUGUGAACGACCAGGUGAUUCUGAAACUGGACUCAGCGGACUCGGAGGUGGUUGACGGACUCUUUUUCCAGCACAUCUCUCUCCUCAUGUGCUCAGCUUACAGAAACCAGUUGCUCAACAUUUUUGUCCGUCCGUCCUUAGUGGCUGUAGCCUUGCAGAUGGCACCUGGGUUCAGGAAAGAGGAUGUCUACAGCUGCUUUUCCUUCCUACGCAAUGUGUUUUCAGAUGAGUUCAUCUUCCUUCCAGGAAACACACUCAGAGACUUUGAGGAAGGCUGUUACCUGCUGUGUAAAAGUGAGGCCAUACAGAUGAUGGGGCAGGACAUCGUCAUCACAGAGGAAGGGCGUGCUGUGUCAGAGUUUCUCGUGGGACUCUUGAGACCUUUCGUGGAAUCCUACCAGAUAAUUUCCAAAUACCUCUUGCUUGAAGAAGACUGCUUCACUGAUAAACAGUACAUGGCUGCGGUGAGAGUGUUCACAAGUCAGCUUCUGGAUGAAGGUGCCUCUCAGUGUUAUGACGUGUUGUCUUCCGAUGUGCAGAAAAAUGCCUUUGCAGCGUUCGUGAGGCUCGGGUCGAUAGAGAAGAAGAAGGUGAACAAUGGCUACCUGUUUAGUGUGAAUGAACCGGCCGCAGCCAAACUAGAGGAAAUGCUUGGUUGCAGGACGCCAGUAGGAAAACCAGCCACUGCAAAACUUUGAUAGUCACCGAAUGACUGUGGACAAUAUGUUUCUCUGAAGACAGUCAAGAAGGACUUCUGCCAAAAAUAGGUAUGCCAAGUGAGAGACGUGUCUUCUGGUGCUCAAGACCCUGUGAUCCUGCCUCAGCUGAGAGGAAGAGAUGACCAGUGUGAGCAAUCAGUCAUGUUCCCACCACCACAGCUCAUAGUGUCUCUGUCACCCUGUAUAUUUUAAAAUAAAAUGGUCUUUUGAAAGCA
This is a messenger RNA of Jaculus jaculus (lesser Egyptian jerboa), 2198 nucleotides long. It is a transcript of the gene Gnpat, whose product is annotated as glyceronephosphate O-acyltransferase. The transcript has 15 exons. Gene Ontology annotation, biological process: ether lipid biosynthetic process. Gene Ontology annotation, cellular component: mitochondrial membrane; peroxisome; peroxisomal membrane. The record is from RefSeq and is a predicted model, not a curated record. Bases 34 to 1962 code for a protein of 642 amino acids. Gene Ontology annotation, molecular function: glycerone-phosphate O-acyltransferase activity. NCBI's taxonomy places the organism in Eukaryota, Metazoa, Chordata, Mammalia, Rodentia, Dipodidae.